Messenger RNA from Oryza brachyantha (malo sina), 1290 nucleotides. RefSeq names its product putative B3 domain-containing protein Os10g0537100. Bases 12 to 896 code for a protein of 294 amino acids. Lineage: Eukaryota; Viridiplantae; Streptophyta; Magnoliopsida; Poales; Poaceae. Gene Ontology annotation, molecular function: DNA binding; DNA-binding transcription factor activity. The record is from RefSeq and is a predicted model, not a curated record. The transcript has a single exon.
GAGCUCUGCCCAUGGAGUUCACCCCAAUUGCGCCGCCGCCGCUGCAGCUGCACCACAGCGGCGCCGGCGAGGAGGACGGGGCUUGCGCUGCGGCGGCGUGGGCGGUGGUGGAGAAGGAGCAUAUGUUCGAGAAGGUCGUGACGCCGAGCGACGUGGGGAAGCUGAACCGCCUGGUCAUCCCCAAGCAGCACGCCGAGAGGUACUUCCCGCUGGACGCCGCGGCGGCCGGCGGCGGCAAGGGGCUGGUGCUCAGCUUCGAGGACAGGACCGGGAAGGCGUGGAGGUUCAGGUACUCGUACUGGAACAGCAGCCAGAGCUACGUGAUGACCAAGGGGUGGAGCCGCUUCGUCAAGGAGAAGCGCCUCGGCGCCGGGGACACGGUGUCGUUCGGGCGCGGCCUCGGCGAGGCCGCGCGCGGCCGCCUCUUCAUCGACUUCCGCCGCCGCCGCCAGGACGCCGGAAGCUUCGUGUUCCCGCCGACGGCGCCGUCGUCGCACCAGCACCACCACCAUCAUCAUCAGCGCCAGCUGCCGCUCCCGUCCGUGCCGCUCUGCCCGUGGCGGGACUACACCGCCUACGGCUACGGCCCCGCCGCGGCAUCCAACGGCCGGCACGUGCUGUUCCUCCGGCCGCAGGUCCCGGCCGCGGUGGUGCUCAAGUCGAUGCCGGUGCACGUCGCGGCGUCCGCGGUGCAGGAGGCGACGACGAGGCCGAAGCGGGUCCGGCUGUUCGGGGUGAACCUCGACUGCCCGGCGGUCAUGGACGACGACGAGGACAACAUCGCCAGAGCGGCGCGGGCGGCCGCGUCGUCCCUCCUGCAGCUCCCAUCGCCGUCGUCCUCAACGUCGUCGUCGACGGGGGGCAAGAAGAUGUGCUCUUUGGAUCUUGGGUUGUGAACUCAAGACGAAGACACAUCUCAAAGGGAGAAUUGCAAGGCUAGCACUGACGACGGCGACGACGCCAACUGAUCAAGAGGAGGCAACGUUUGAGCAGCUGCGUAUAUAGCUUCAGCACUGCAUGUGUAACAGUGAGAUGAAUUAUUUCUUGAUGAUAUCUUGCUCAUAUUAAUUAGCUAGUUUAGUUUGAUCUAUGCUAAUUACUACUUUGUUCAUCAUUUCUAAUUUUCUAUGAGCCUAAUUUGGAGAAAAUUGAUCAGAAACUAGAACUACUAUGGAUUGGAUUUCCCUGCCACACUUGCUCCAAAAGUGAACCUUAUAAUUGUAAAUAUUCUGAUCAAGUUGCAGUAAGAGUAUGUCACAGCACUAUGAAUUAAACCUGCAUAUGAUAACA